AAUAUUAUAGUUCUACAUUCAGCUGUUAGUUAGAAACUUAGUUUUUUUGUUUCCUUAAAUAUUUUAAACAAUAUAUGCUUUCUUAAUUUUUGUUAGCAGUUUAUAUUCAUAUUUUUAUGAUAUUGGGCGGUUCAAAAAAAAUUUUUUUUAAUUACCAAUUACAUAUUAAAAUUAAAAUAGAAUUUAAAUAAUUUUAGACGGCAUUAUUGCACUAUUUAAUAUAAAAUAAACAAUUAGAAAAGAAUUAGUGAUGUGUUAGUGGAUAUAAAAGUUAAAAAUAUAAGAUUAAAAUGCAUUAUAAAUUGGAGAAACACGCAUUUUAAAUAGUUGAUUUUUUGAACUUUAAAUGCAAAUAUCUCAAAAAUCAUAAGUCAGCGGCAUGUAUAUAUGCAUAUAUUUUUGCUCUGAAGGACCUCCUCUGUCCGUACAUUCCCAUUUUAACCCCGAAAUCGGGGGAUGCUAUUCUAAAUCGUAGCCGAUUGUAUAAAUUUUCUCUAACAUUGUUGUUAUUAAAGAGAUUAAAAAUAUACUUAAUUUUAAAGCAGUUAGUUUUACCAACUCCUAUUUGACCUUUCCAACAGGAACAGCUUUACAAAAUUAUAGUUUAGUAACUUUAUGUAGGCACUGAAAUAAAUGACAUACAUAUAUUGCCCGUUAAUGCUGAACGCAAACAUGAAAACUUCCAUCGCUCAUUAUUGUUAACAUUUCUCUUUUAUUGUUUUUCAUCAUACAAUACCAUUUAUUAUUAUUUCAUAAUGCAUAUUUUUAUUUAACAUACCCCCGACGAGAAUGGAAAAAAUUGAUAUGAAGACGACGUUACAGUUCGAAAAAUAAAAGUGCAGUUGUAGAAGUGUGUUCAACAAACAAUUUCUUGAUCGUGUAACAUUCGCGUAAGAGUUUUGUCGGUCUAAUAAUGAUAAGUGCACUCUGUGCUUCCGUUAUUCAUAGCGUUCCUGAUUUAAGUACAUUAGUCAGUGGAAUAUUUGAUGAGAGAUAGUCGUGAGAGUUUGAAUUUAUUUUCUUUUGAAAAGAUUUUAGGAUUUUAUUUCUUUUGGAAUUUAACUUUUGAUAUUUUGUGUACGCAAUAUUACUAAGAUAUUAUGCCACCCCCAAGACCGAGGGGAGUGGGAUAUAAUACAGGAGUCGCAACAUCAAGGCCCAACCCGAAUACACCGAUGUCUGAGAGACAGCAAAUGGCACUGCUUAUUCAGAUGACGGCAAACUCGACGACAGAGGCCUCUAGAACGCACAUCAAAAAGAAUGAGCACAAAAAAGGUGAUGAUGUUGAAGAUGUUAACUCCACAGAAAAGCAUGAUCAUUCAGAGACCAGCCGGGACAAAUUAACCACUGAUGAGGGUCAUACCGAAAACAAAAUUGAACAUGAUGGUGUUGGCAGCGCAGAUACACCUUCGUCCAGUCAGGGUAAACGUCAUUUCUCAGAUAUAGAUGAGGAUGAAUUUGAAGAAUGUGAUGAAGGCAAGAAAAAGAAACGAAAAGAGGUAGAUGGUGGAAAAGAUGCAAAAUCCACAACAACUACACGUCUUCCAGGGCGUAUGGAAAAGGUUAUCAAGCAAACAUCGGCUUCUAAAGGUUCGCCAAAUCCAAAUAAAAAUGCAAGCUCCACAGAAAAAGAUCAGACUGAAUCGGCAAAGUCUGGUUUCGGCAAACAAUUUGAAACAGAAGGUGAUGAUGAAGAAUUUAAAAUGUCUGAAUCCUUAUACAGUGGCGGGUUAAAGGUGCCGCCACUAAAAAUUGUAAUCCCACAACAGAACUGCUCCAUUGAUACCGAUGGAAAUGUAUCACGUACAGGCAAAAUCAACACAUCUCGCAAUGCAGCCCUACCAUAUGUUGUCAGCUCAAAUACGAAUGAUUCCAACGAACGUGAAGCGCAAUGUGGCAGUCCUCAUGAGAGUCCCAUAAAAAUAAAUAACUUACAAUGCAAUAUUAUAGAUGAGAAAAAUUUGAAGCUAUUAAACGAGGAGAAGAAUUUACAUCGUGUCCUACGUAGUUCUCAUCGCAGUGGUAUUACUAGUACCGAACGUAGCUCUAACAAUUCCUCACCUCAAAUGCAAAGCAGUUCACCAUCGCCAGCAUCAUCGAACGCAAAUGAGGGCAUCACAGAUAAUAAACUUACAUUUACCAAUGUUGGCGCAAGCCCUCUACAACAUAAUCACACAUAUGAAAAUGAGAAUAUUGUUAAUUUACCAAGCCCAUCCACCUCGUCGACAUCGUCAUCGAAAGACGUACAUUCGCACGGUGUAGAAUUACAUCCACGCAAACGAAAAAUACGCACAAAACACGAUGAUAAUCACAAUAAUAAAAACAAUGGAAAUCAAAAUACAAAUACAGAAGCUAACGCUUCAAUGUCUGAUACACAUUCGCAUGAUAUGCCAUUUACAAAUUGUUUUCAAAUGUAUCUUAGAAUACGCCGGCAAAUUGAGAAAAAGUGGCAAAAUAUGUACCCGAUCAAACCAAGACCGCCGCAGGGUUAUAAUGAGUAUUUGCUAAAUAAGAAGAAUUAUCUGCUUGCAAGUAAUGAAAAGAAAAUUGAAUCCGUAACACCGUCUAAUAUUCCACCGAAGAUGCAAGAAAUAUAUCGCUUGCAAGAAAAUGAACGCAAGGCUCUGCUACAACGUCACAUUGUGGAACGUGAGAAAUUAUGUUUGAAUGUGGAACAAGAAAUGAUACGUGUUCACUCGAAGGCAGCGCGCAACAUUUCAUGUCAGCCAGUGCCGUAUUCGGUGUGUACUCUACUCAAAGACGAAGAAGUAUACAAUAUACCAACAUCGGAGCAGGAUGAAAAAGAUAAAAACGCACGUUACCGUUUCAAUGGUCGACAACUACUAAGUUGGCUGCAAGAUGUCGAUGAUAAGUGGGACAAAAUCAAGGAAGCCAUGGUUUUGCGUCAUCAUAACGAAGCGGAAAGUCUGCAUGCCGUACAGAUGAUGGAUUGGGAUAUUGCAUUGAAAAAACAUAAAUUAUGGGAUUAUAGAUGUGAAACUGCCGUUGAUAAAGAUCAUGUACCUAUUGUACAUGUCAGCGAUGACUUUGAUCUUUUACCAGCUUAAAUUUAUCAAUAAAAGUGAUUAAAUAUAUAAUUAUGUACAUGUAUUCAUGUAUAUAGAUACAUAAAUUUCUCUUAAAGAUAAGGUCUAAUCGCGAAUUCAGCACAGAGCUAUAUUCACGAAAAAUAUAUAUACAAAUGCUUAGAUAAAGCACCAAAUGUUAAAAA
This is a messenger RNA of Bactrocera dorsalis (oriental fruit fly), 3232 nucleotides long. Its product is annotated as ankyrin repeat domain-containing protein 12. Gene Ontology annotation, cellular component: nucleoplasm. The record is from RefSeq and is a predicted model, not a curated record. The transcript has 3 exons. Lineage: Eukaryota; Metazoa; Arthropoda; Insecta; Diptera; Tephritidae. Bases 1101 to 3068 code for a protein of 655 amino acids.